CACUGCGACAUCGCCCGCGAGUCUUUACCUGCCGGCCCGCCGACCUUCCCUGUGUCUGCACGGCCAUAUGUUCCGCCAGGGUGAAACACACGACAAUUCUCGAGCAACACUUGCGAUGACUCAGCUUGGGUGAAGGAAGAAAUCAUGAAAGAGUUACGCUCCGCCUCGUCUCGCCUGUGUGCGGUGGCAUGCCUGGCCCUCGAGAUCGCCGGCGUCUGUGCGCAGUACGGCCAGGAUCAGGCGGUCCUCAACAGCAACAGCUAUCUGUACAAGGACGCUUGCCCAGACUACGCCCAAUAUGCCAGCUAUCCCCACCGCCCACUGAGCGAUGGGCCUCUUGCCCUUCCGUUUCAGAGACCUGAUCCAAGGUGCCGGACCUUUCAGUCCGACGCCAUCGAGAAGGUCAUUGAGGAUGUCACCUCGCGCAUGAAGAAUCCAGACCUCGCUCGCCUCUUUGAGAAUGCCUUUCCUUCCACAACAGACACCACUGUCAAGUUCCAUACCACUGGCAAAGACGGCCUCGGCGUGGACAACUCAGACACUCUUCCAGAUGCUUGGCAAGGGCCGCACUCGUUUAUCAUCACGGGCGACAUUAUUGCCGAGUGGCUCAGAGAUUCGACGAACCAGCUGUCUCCGUAUCAGGCGCUGGCCAAGAAGGAUCCGGCCAUCUACAGCCUGAUCCUCGGCGCCAUCAACACGCAGUCUGAAUACGUCAUCGAGUCUCCGUACUGCAAUGCCUUUCAGCCGCCUCCCAUCAGCGGCCUGUCGAUCACCCACAAUGGGCAGGACGAUGAUGUGCACCCUGUGUACGAUCCCAAUUUCGUCUUCGAGUGCAAGUACGAGCUCGAUUCGAUUGCCCACUUCCUUGCGCUUGGCAACGACUUCUUCGAGCACACUGGCUCGACUGAGUUCCUCACGGACAGGUGGUUUGCGGCGCUCGACACCGUCCUGGACGUUAUCGAUGAGCAGUCUAUGCCGACAUUUGAUCCCACGUCCGGAAGCUUCCGCAAAAACCAGUACACCUUUCAGCGUAGGACAAACCUGGGAACCGAGACCCUCAAUCUUGCCGGUGUGGGAAACCCCCUGAACGGCGACACAGGCCUUGUCCGGUCAGCCUUUCGUCCCAGCGACGAUGCAACCAUUCUCGGCUUCUUCAUCCCUGCAAACGCCAUGAUGAGCGUUGAGUUGCGCAGAGCCGCCAAGGCUCUGAAGAAAGAUGGCAAGACUGCUAAAGCGGCCGAACUCGUGGCCUUGAGCGAGCGGAUCAGCAAGGGUGUCUGGGAACAUGGCGUUGUGGAACACAAGAAGUUUGGCAAGGUCUUUGCCUACGAAGUGGACGGAUACGGCUCGUCGAUACUGAUGGACGAUGCCAACUACCCGUCUCUUCUCGCGUUGCCCCUGAUGGGCUUCGUCGAGCAGGACGACGAGGUGUAUCAGAACACGCGCAAGAUGCUGCUCGGCAAGGACUCGAAUCCUUAUUAUUUGACGGGUCGGGAUUUCCGUGGUAUUGGAGGCCCCCAUAUCGGUCUGCGCAACGCAUGGCCGAUGAGUCUGCUCAUCCAGGCUCGCACCUCCAACAACGACACUGAGAUCAAAGAGUGCAUUGACCUUGUCCUGUCCUCAUGCAACCUUGGUCUCGUCCACGAGAGUAUCGACGUGAACAACUCGUACUCGUACACACGUAGCUGGUUCGCGUGGGCUAAUGGGGUUUUUGCGGAGACGAUUCUGGAUCUGGCUGCCCGCAAACCAGAGCUGAUAUUUGGGGAUAGCACUCCAUAUACAAUAUGAUGGCAGCGAAGAGGUCACAAGAUGUGGCAUUACAAUACUACUUACAGGAGGAUACAAGGCAUUACUUUUGAGA
Messenger RNA from Microdochium trichocladiopsis, 1861 nucleotides. RefSeq lists its product as uncharacterized. The transcript is spliced from 3 exons. Gene Ontology annotation, biological process: carbohydrate metabolic process. Lineage: Eukaryota; Fungi; Ascomycota; Sordariomycetes; Xylariales; Microdochiaceae. Bases 145 to 1788 code for a protein of 547 amino acids. The record is from RefSeq and is a predicted model, not a curated record.